Paramacrobiotus metropolitanus is the source of this 975-nucleotide messenger RNA. RefSeq names its product alpha-2 adrenergic receptor-like. Gene Ontology annotation, molecular function: G protein-coupled receptor activity. Bases 1 to 975 code for a protein of 324 amino acids. The record is from RefSeq and is a predicted model, not a curated record. NCBI's taxonomy places the organism in Eukaryota, Metazoa, Tardigrada, Eutardigrada, Parachela, Macrobiotidae. Gene Ontology annotation, biological process: G protein-coupled receptor signaling pathway. The transcript has a single exon. Gene Ontology annotation, cellular component: plasma membrane.
AUGAAUUCCACUAGCAACACUACAAUUACCUUCAACACCACUCAGCCGGCAGCUGCACCAUCAGGCUGGACGCCCGUCCUGGUCAUGAUGGCCCUCAUUGCUGGUAUCUCAUUUUCAUUAAACGCCGUCAUGCUCCUGCUACAGUUCCUCCCGCAAACCCGCAUCACAUCCUUCACCGUGUACUUGAUUGCCAUAUCCAUUGGAAAUCUCGGCUAUUUAGCCAUCGUCCGGCCGAUCGGGAUUAUGACCACCGCAACGGGAGCAUUCCCCGGCGGUUUGGUAUUAUGUAUGUUUUACAUGUACGUGCAGUUUGUCAUCUGUCAAUUGCCGGUACUGGUGCACGCCCUCAUCUCCAUCAACCGGUUCUGGGCGAUCAGGUACCCCGUAUCCUACCGGCAUCGUCAUCAUAAAAAGAUGGCCAUUUCGUUGUGCGCCGGCGUGCUGCUGUACGUCCACGUGGUACAGUUUCCAAUGCUCAUGGUGGAAUACUUAAGUAUCAGUCCUAUCAAGGAAGGUUGCCAGGUGACCAGCGCCUCGUGGAUGCCCUGGCGCAUCGCCGAUAUCGUUCUGCAUCGCUUCAUACCACUGAUUCUGGUCAUUGGAAUUUACAUUUACAUUAUUGUCACGAAAUGGAAAAAGAAGCGCGCUGUUGAUCACCACGAAAUGAGCGCGGUCUCUACGCAGAACGACACGGUUUUCACGAAGGCGGAUAUUGUCGAGGAUGAUGAUGAGAGGGCCACCGAAAAGAAAUCCAAAGGGAAGAAGUCCCCAGGGAAGAAGCGGCAGGUUAAGCCGUUUAUCGUACUAACGAUGACCUCAGUUUCCGAGCUGCUGUGCUGGAUUCCGGCGGAUGUGUAUUGGACGAUGCUGUACGUGGGAUUCCGCUUACCCGGCUGGGCCUACACAAUAAUCAGUACUUUAUACAGUCUGCAAAUGAUUUUCGACCCUCUGAUGUGGAUGAUUAGUCUGAAAUAA